AUGUAUUCACCCUCGGGCGGCCAUACUCCGCCGCCACUGAACUCGGCACGGCUCAAGGCUCGCCUGCGUGACGGAGUGCCGGCGUUUGGCGUCUGGCUGAGUAUUCCCAGCCCAGUCACUGCUCGUAUGGUGGCUGCGCAGGGAUUCGACUGGGCGUGCAUUGAUAUGGAGCAUUCGCCAUUGAAUCCCACGCUCAUGGCCGAAAUGGUUGCCGCUGUAGCCAGCACCGGGACAUGUGCGCCGAUCGUGCGGGUCCCGUCCCACUCGCCCGAGUACUUCAAGUGGGCAUUGGAUGCCGGCGCCCACGGGGUGAUCGUGCCCAUGGUGAACACUCGCGACGAGAUGAUCAAGGUCAUUGGCCACUGCAAGUACCCGCCCGAGGGCCGGCGCUCAUACGGUGCGUUUUAUGCGCCGCAGUCAUUCGGCAUUCGUGGUCCUGGUGCCAUGGGCGAAUAUGCCGAGCGCGCAAACCAUGAUAUUCUGGUGAUUCCGCAGAUUGAGAGCGCCGAAGCAGUUAGCAAUGUUGCCGAUAUUCUGUCGGUCAGCGGCAUAGAUGCGAUAUUUGUCGGGCCGUUUGAUAUGCAGGCGUCUCUGGGCAUCCAGAGACCGGUGGAGGACUCGUAUGAUUCGCGGUUCUUGGCAGCGCAGUCGGCAGUCAUACAGGCAGCCGAGGCGCGCAAUAUCCCACGUGGCAUCUACACGUCGUCGGGAGCUGCAGCCAGAUCAAAGCUGGGAUCGCGCUACACUCUGCUGGUCGCUGCUAACGACCUGUCGUGCCUGAUGAGGUCGACUUCUGAGAACCUUGGCCGCGCCAAGAGCGACCCGCGGGCAUAUCGCUAG
This is a messenger RNA of Linderina pennispora, 840 nucleotides long. RefSeq names its product Phosphoenolpyruvate/pyruvate domain-containing protein. Lineage: Eukaryota; Fungi; Kickxellomycota; Kickxellomycetes; Kickxellales; Kickxellaceae. Gene Ontology annotation, cellular component: cytoplasm. The transcript has a single exon. The record is from RefSeq and is a predicted model, not a curated record. Gene Ontology annotation, molecular function: aldehyde-lyase activity. The coding region runs from base 1 to 840 and encodes 279 amino acids.